Molecule: messenger RNA, 1594 nt
Organism: Sebastes umbrosus (honeycomb rockfish)
Lineage: Eukaryota; Metazoa; Chordata; Actinopteri; Perciformes; Sebastidae
Gene: chp2
Product: calcineurin-like EF-hand protein 2
Exons: 9
Coding region: 29-805 (258 amino acids)
Molecular function (GO): calcium ion binding
Source: RefSeq, a predicted model, not a curated record
UUCAAGGGUCAGCUGAUCCUCUGGAGCCAUGUUUGUCUGUUUGUCUGUUUGUUUGUUGGAAUGGAAACUGAAGAUGAGUCAUGAUGGAAACGUCAUCAGUAACAGGAUUUUCUCUGGAAGUCCAUUAGCAGAUGUACCUGAAACGUUUCCCACUAACAUCCUGCUUCACAUUCGAACACGCAUUCAUUACCCAAUAUCACCUCAGAGAGAGACCUUUACCCCACAGCAGCGACGGGAAGAGCUGCAGUAUAAAUAUAGAAGGAAGAAUGGAGUCUCUGCUGCUCACCUCCUUCGUCUGCACGAGAGGUUUGAGUUCCUGGACCAGAACCACCGAGGAGAGCUCAGGCCUGAGGAUUUCGGAGCAGUUCGGGAGUUGGCCAUGAACCCCAUCGGAGACCGAAUCAUCGGGGCCUUUUUCUCUCCAGGACAGGAAACGGUGGACUUUGCCGGCUUCGUUCGGAUUCUGGCUCAUUUCCGUCCCACAGAAACGAACCGAACCAGAGACGGAGCGCAGCCGGAGCCGGUCAACAGCCCGACCAGGAAACUCAAAUUUGCUUUCCAGCUGUACGAUCAGGACCGAGAUGGAAAGAUUUCCAGAGAAGAGCUUCUUCAGGUGCUGCGAAUGAUGCUGGAGAUGCAGGUGACGGAGGAGCAGGUGACGGAGGAGCAGCUGCAGAGCCUCGCUGAGCGAGCCAUCCAGGAGGCCGACCUGGACCGAGACGACGCCAUCUCCUUCGACGAGUUCAGAAAGUCACUGGAGAAAGUGAACAUCGAUCACAAGAUGAGUAUUCGCUUCCUGAAAUAAAGACACAAGCUGAAGACGCAGUGGACCUGGGACUGGAUAAGGGGAUGAACCUCCUACACGUACAGUACGUCCUCCAGGUGAAGCUCAAUGCAGGAUCUUAUGGAAACUGUUUUCCUCAAACUGAAAAGUGUAAAUGAUUUUGGUAACCAGCAGCAGCAGCAGCAGCAGCGUAAAAUAAGAGCGCUUUCACAAUCCAACAUAUAAUCCGUUUUAAUCUAACUCUGGUGCGCUUCAGUCCGAGACCUCUUGCGAGAGGUGGACUGUUUGCAAGCCAACUAGUGUUCAUCCCUAGCAUCGCUCCGCCAGAGAAUUAUAUAGCAAACUACAAGAGGUGAAACUCACAAUACAUGAAAGGUGUUUCCGACUAAAGCCAUGAAAACUGCCUUGUGUUUGGGAUGAUAAGAGGUCCGAGCAGACGCAAAUUAAAGGGUCAUGUCAUGUCAAAACGAGAACCAGAACUACACUGUGUGUCUUGAUCUGCCACUCGACACCAGCUCGGCACAAGUAGGUUCGUUUUGGAGCUGAGAAAUGACAAAAAGAAACAGGAACAAAUGCAAAAAAAUAAACCGCCUGCCGCUUGACGAACAUGAAUUUUGACUGCGCUUCGUGUCAGAGAGGAAGAACGUCUGUCUGCAGCCUCCACAGGACAACAGGGACAGAGACAAAGACGACAGUGAGAUUUGAGAAUUUUAUAAAUGUUAAAAUGAAUGUAAAGUUUGGAACUGUCUGUAAUGAGCUAUCUUUGUACUUUUUAGUACCACUUAUCUUAAAUAAAUAACUUUAAAGUCA